GGAGCUGAGCUGGAUCAGGUCUGGAAGAUGCCUUGUUGCCCAUGGAAAGCAGGAUCUCAAGGAAGCCGUCAGUGGGAGUGGGAAUGAGGAUUUCACCAUCUGCUCCCCAACCAGCAGAACAAGCCACCUGCCUUGGGGCUGACGCCGUGUUUCUUAGCCGUGGAAGAUAAGGCAGAUGCACAAAGUGCUGGAUUUGUGACAGUACAGCCCAGUCCCCACAGGAGAGGCACCUUCAGCAUGGCCCAUACAAGCCAAACUGGUGGAACUGAGAAAAACGGGUCACUGCCCUCCAUCCUCUACUGUAAGAGUGAUUUAAAGGAAGGAUCCCUGCAGUGGGUGAAAGAACCCUUCAACGGGCAGGUGCUCAUGGUGCUCAGCAUGGACAACAACUGCUCAGCUACCUCCUUUGAUAUGGAGCUUUGUGCAGAGAAACUCCAGUCCCUAGGGGUUCAGGUGGCAGCGGAGCAGUGGAGAAGGUUGGUCCAGGAUGCUGUUCUGAAGCCUGAAGUGAGACGGUACAUGUUCUACAACUCCAGGGCAUUCCAGAUAGCCAUUGCUGUGGUUUUCUACAUGUCUCUCUGGACAAACAUUUACACCACAGUCCAGCUGUGCUCCUUCGGACGCUACUGGGAAGCCAGCGUGCUGGUGACCCUGGCUGCUGUAGCAGUCACUGUCGUUGUGAUCCUGGUUAUUGACCAUCGCCAGAGAAAGAUUAAUGUGAACACAGACGUGAGGCUGGCCGCUGUCAAUGAAGUCUUUAUCAAACACAGUUUAAUUCUGGGCAUUACAGAUGUCCUGGAUGGGCCACACAGCAUCCUACAACUGUGGUUUGUGCACUUCAGCCCGGAGCGCUGCCUCCAGUCCUUAUCAGCCCACAUCAUGGACCUGCAGAGGACCCGGGAGCCGGCCCUGCGGCACAGCCUGGAUGAGCUCUGUGUGGUUAUGGAAGCAGUGGUUUCCCCUGACCUGGGCACGGAGGAGGAGGCUUCACGUGAGGAGUCCCCUCUGUUAUCCAGUGGGGUGAACGUAAAUAAGGAGCCUGUGACAUGCAAUGAGCUGCUCCACCUUGUUCCUGAGGGCCCACCAGAGGCGAUGGCCCAGCAGCUCCUGGUGCUCUUCAGUGGAUGCUAUGUCCGGCUCCUGGUGACGGGGCGGCUGCCCCGGGCCGUGGCAGGGGGGCACCUGGAGCAGAGCAGCGUGCCCUGUCUGUGCCAGUUCAUCCAGAGCUCUGUGCUCAACGCCCACCGGAGCUGGUUCAUGGCAUGGGGACCGGAGGGGGCUGCAGUAUGCAGAAAGGCAAGCUGUCCAUACACAACAGUGUGAAGAUGUCAUGGGGCAGAGAGGACGGCUGUGAUUGCUCACCCUGCACUCAGCUGGAUGAACAAGUGGAAGUAGGACUCUAAUAAACCAUACAAGACA
Messenger RNA from Neopsephotus bourkii (Bourke's parrot), 1419 nucleotides. It is a transcript of the gene TMEM268, whose product is annotated as transmembrane protein 268. The record is from RefSeq and is a predicted model, not a curated record. The coding region runs from base 238 to 1323 and encodes 361 amino acids. The transcript has 9 exons. NCBI's taxonomy places the organism in Eukaryota, Metazoa, Chordata, Aves, Psittaciformes, Psittacidae.